CGUCUUUUCCAUUGAAUCAGGCGGCUUAUAGUUAGUUUACCUUGUACUCAAUUACUUCAUUAUUAUAUAAUACUCAUUCCAGGUCUUUGAUUUUAAAGACUUCGACUACUUGUUAUAUAUCCUGCUUUUGUAAUCCCUGUUUCAUUAUCAGUUCAUUCGAUUGGCUUGUAUUUUUAAAUCUCGAUUGAUAGAGAACAGAAAGGGAAAGAUAGAAAAAAAGGAUUGAAAAUGGAAGAAGUCGGUGUUUCUGUUGCUGUAAAACUUGCAGAGUACUUGGUCGAUCCCAUUGUUCGUCCAAUUCGUUAUUUCUGGAACUAUAAAAGCAACUAUAAGAAUCUCGAGGCAGAAGUUGAAAAGCUCAAGGAUGCUAAAGAAAGGAUACAUCAUUCAAUUGUUGAUGCUAAAAGAAAGGGGGAAGAGAUUGAACGUGAUGUUGAAAAUUGGCUGAUUAGGGCGAACGAGACCUUUGAUGAGGCAGGGAAGGUCUUUGAAGAUGACAAUCAAGCAAACAACCGGUGUUUCAAGGGGUUGUGUCCAAAUUUUAAGGCACACUAUCGAUUUAGCAAGGAAGCAGUAAGGGAGGUGGAGGCUGUUGUUGAACUCCUGGAAGAAGGGAAAUUUAGCAGAGUUUCGUUCAAACCCAUUCCAGAGGAGAUUUGGCCACCUAUCAAGAGUUACGAGGUCUUUGAAUCAAGAAUGUCCACUCUGAAGAAUAUAUUGAAUGAGUUAAUUAAUCCUGAUGUUAACAUCAUUGGGGUGUACGGGAUGGGUGGCGUUGGCAAGACAAUGCUAGUGAAGCAUGUUGCCCGAGAAGCCAAGAAAAACAAGCUUUUUGAUGAGGUAGUUUAUGUUGUUGUAUCCGAGGAUCUAGAUGUAAAAAAGAUUCAAGGAGAAAUUGCAGAUGAAUUAGGUCUGGAAUUCUCUGAGGAGAGUGAAAAUGGAAGAGCCAGGAGGCUUCGUGCACGGUUGCAGAGAGAGAAGAAGGUCCUUAUCAUCUUAGAUAAUAUUUGGAGGCAUCUUGAUUUAGAUGCAGUAGGAAUUCCUUUUGGAGAGGCUCAUAAGGGGUGUAAAAUAUUGCUUACGUCCAGAAGUCAAGAGGUAGUGUCAAAUGAGAUGGAUUCUCAAAUUGAUUUCUCGGUUGGAGUUCUAAAUGAAGAAGAAGCUUGGCUUCUGUUUAAGAAGAUGACAGGAGAUUAUAUCGAAAACAAUGAUUUGCUAUCUGUUGCUAAGGAUGUGGUCAAGGUAUGUGCUGGUUUGCCCAUUGCCAUUGUGACAACUGCAAGGGCAUUAAGAAACAAGAGUGUAUCUGUAUGGAACGAUGCCUUGCUACAACUGAAAAGGCCUUCUCCGGGAAAAUUCAUCGGAAUGCAAGUGCCUUAUUCAACUAUAGAGUUGAGUUACGAUCGGUUAGAAGAUGAAGAACUCAAGUCAACCUUUUUGCUUUGUAGUCUAAUGGGAUUUAACUACAGUGCUUUAAUUACAGACUUGGUGAAAUAUGGAAUGGGUUUGCGUUUAUAUGAAGGCAUCAAUACAAUGCAAGAAGCUCGGGACAGGGUAUAUACCUUGGUCUAUAAACUCAAAGCUUCCUGUUUGUUGCUUGACAGUUCUACCAGCGAAAAGUUUGCAAUGCACGAUCUUGUUCGUGAUGUUGCUAUAUCAAUUGCACGCAGAGACCGAAACAUGUUUGCAGUGAGAAAUGAGGUUCUUCCAAAGGAUUGGUUAAUCAAUGUACCAAAAAAUUGCACUGCAAUGUCCUUACGUAGUAAUGAUAUCAGUGAGCUUCCUGAGGAGUUGGAAUGUCCACAUCUUCAAUUUUUCUAUGUAUACAGCAAGGAUCUUUUUUUGAGAAUUCCAGACAAUUUUUUCGAAGGUAUGACUGAACUUAGAGUUUUAGAUUUGACUAAACUGCAUAUAUUGUUGUUGCCUUCUUCACUUCAACUCCUAGUAAAUCUUCACACAUUAUGUCUAGAUCGUUGCAUUUUGAGGGACUUAAGUAUUAUAGGAAACCUGAAGAAACUAGAAAUUCUUAGCUUUCUCAGGUCUGACAUCGAGCAAUUGCCAGGAGAAAUAAGUCAAUUGACUCAGUUAAGGUUGUUAGAUUUGACUGGUUGCUCCAAACUAAAAGUAAUUCCACCUAAUGUCAUAUCAAGCUUAUCCCAAUUAGAAGUGUUGUAUAUCGGUCAUAGCUUUGUUAAUUGGGAGGUUGAAGGAUGCGACAAUGAAAGAUGCAAUGCUAGCCUUGAUGAGUUGAAGCAUUUGUCCAACUUGACCACUUUAGAUAUACAUGUUCAUGAUGCCAAGAUUCUACCCAAGGGAUUGUUCUCGGAAAAGCUGGAGAGGUACAGAAUAUUCAUAGGAGAUGAGUGGGACUGGUCUGGUAAUUAUGAAACUUCAAGAACUUUGAAGCUAAAGCUCAAUACCAGCAUUUUCCCAGAGGACAACAUUAUCUCUCAGUUGAAAGGAGUGGAAGAUCUAUAUUUAGAUGAAUUGCAUGGUGUUGAAAAUGUUCUUAAUGAGUUAGACGGAGAAGGUUUUCCACAAUUGAAGCAUCUUCAUGCCCAAAAUAAUCCAUAUUUUCUAUGCAUUGUUGACUCAGCACAUUGGGUACCUCACAAUGCCUUCCCCCUCUUAGAGUCAAUGUUUCUUUGUAAUUUGAUUAAUAUGGAGAAGAUUUGCCGUGGUCAACUCACUGCAGGGUCAUUUUGCAAACUCAGGACCAUAAAAGUGGAAAAUUGUUCUAAAUUGAAGAAUAUCUUCUCAUUCUCCAUUGCUAGAGGCCUUCCACAGCUUGAAACAAUUGAAGUGAAUGGAUGCAGUAAUAUGGAAGAGAUAUUUGCUAUUGAAAAUGAAGAUGAGAUCAAUGACAAUGAAGCGACUGAAAAGAUUGAGUUUAGUCAAUUGCGCUCCUUGACACUAAAAUCUUUACCAUGUCUCACCAGCUUCUGCUCUAAAGUGAAAAGUUCAAAUUUAGCCAUUUCGGAAGAUGAUCUUGAUAUUCCCACGGCACUUUUCAGUGAAAAGGUUGCAUUCCCUAACUUGGAGGUCUUGGAACUGUUUGCAAUAAAUUUUGAGAAGAUGUGGCACAACCAACUUCCAGCAGGAUUUUCUUGCAUUCAAAAUCUGACGCGCUUGAUUAUGUGGGACUGUGGUAAUAUAAAAUAUCUGUUUUCCUCUUCUACAAUUGGAAGCCUUGUGCAGGUUCAAUAUCUUGAGAUAUGCAAAUGUGUCGUCUUAGAAGAGAUAAUAUUCAUAGAUGAAUUCAGAGGAGAAGAGACUAAGGAUAUGAUUUUCCCUCGAUUAAACUACCUAAAGAUAGAGCAAUGCCCUGAAUUGAAGGCAUUCAUCUCAGAAAAAAACAGUACAGACCUGACAACUUCCAAAGAGGAGGGAAAGAUGAGAUCAGUGGAGGUUCAUCAGGAUGGUAUAGAGCCUUUCUUCAAUGGAAAGGUUAUUUUCCCAAACUUAGAGGAACUUGUAAUUUCCCACAUGGAUAGCUUAGAGAUGAUAUGGCACGACCAAGUUGGUGAGUCUUCAUUUUGCAAACUAAAAUUGGUGAAGGUUGAAUGCUGCAAUAAGCUACAGGCUGUGUUUACAUGUAAUUUGCGAGGAAGAUUUUCAAGCCUAAAGUCGCUGACUGUUUCCGAUUGUGGUUUACUUGAGGAGAUUUUUCAAAUCCAGGGGCCAAAUUUUGAAGGCACAAAUUGUGCAGCAGAAACUCAGUUAAGAUAUUUGCAUAUUAAACUCCUACCAAAAUUGAGGCACAUAUGGAGUAAGGAUUCCAUAGGAAGUGCCUCCUUUCAAAAUCUACGAGUAGUGACGGUUUCUGAAUGCCAGAGACUGAGAAAUGUGUUUCCAGCCUCCAUUGCUAGUAGUCUUUUGCAUCUUCAAGAGCUUGAGAUAAACACUUGUGGUGUAGAGGAGAUCGUUGCAGUGGACGAAGUGCGGAAAGAAACUGUGUUUGUCUUUCCGCAGGUGACCUCCCUGAAACUUUCUAACCUAGCAGAACUUAAAUUAUUUUACCCUGGCAUACAUACUUCAAAAUGGCCAAUGUUGAAAAAGCUGGCUGUGUAUCAUUGUGAUAAGGUGAAGAUAUUUGCUUCAGAAUUUAAUAUCGUCCAGGAUGAUAAUGGGGAGUACCAACUUGAUCUCCAAACUCAACAACCCCUCUUUAUGGUUGAAAAGGUCAUCACCAAUUUGGAGAAGUUGACAUUAAGUGGAAAGGACUGCCAGAGCCAAUUUCCGGAAUAUCUUUUUCGCAAUCUUAAAGCUCUUGAGGUAGUUGCAGAUGAAUCCACUGCCUUUCCACUUGGUUUCCUUCAGAGAUUUCACAAUUUGGAAGAGCUUGCAUUGAGUUUUAGUUCAUACAAAGAGAUAUUCUUACAUGGAGAGGCCCAGAAACAUGCUGGAACUCUUGCACAAAUAAAAACUUUGAAGUUGAGCUCACUUUCUGAUCUGAAGUACAUCUGGAAACAAGAAUCCAAGCUGGAUUUGAUUCUUCAAAAUCUUGAAAUAUUAAAUAUAUCGCAUUGUGAAAAUUUGAUCAACCUAAUACCAUCAUCUGCAACACUCGAAAAUCUAACAACACUAGAUAUUUCGAGUUGCAAGGGAUUGAUAAAUUUAGUAACACCAUUUACAGCCAAAAGCCUGGUGCAACUUGUGGAAUUGAAUGUAUAUGGGUGCGAAAUGAUGACAGAAAUAAUAGCAAAUGAGGGAGAUGCAACAGAAGAUGAGAUUAUUUUCAGCAAAUUAAAGAGGUUAUCACUUGAUCAUUUACCAAGUCUCACAAGCUUCUACUAUGGGAAUCACACUUUCAAAUUCCCCUCUUUAGAAGAAUUCAUUUUGAGAGGAUGCCCGACGAUGAAUAUUUUCUGUAGAGGAGUUUUAAGCACACCAAGGUUACGGAAAGUUCAACUAACGUUGGGAGUGGAUAAAGAGUAUUGGGAGGGUGACCUUAAUACAACCAUCCAACAUUUAGCUAGAAGAAAUUGGUAUGUAUUAGUUCACUAAUCAUUAUCUUUCCUAUCUCCUUUUCCGGAAAUUUUUUUGUUCCUCCUCACACUUGGUCUGGUAAACUUUAGCCCUACUGCACAAGCAAGCAAAUAAUAUUCCCCAAUCCCCACUUGAUCGUCAUUGUACCUUAUAUAAAAGCAUUAUGAGGUAAUAUAUCUUUACAGUUCCUGCUUUCACCUU
Pistacia vera is the source of this 5190-nucleotide messenger RNA. RefSeq names its product probable disease resistance protein At4g27220. The coding region runs from base 229 to 5007 and encodes 1592 amino acids. The record is from RefSeq and is a predicted model, not a curated record. The transcript has 5 exons. Gene Ontology annotation, molecular function: ADP binding; ATP hydrolysis activity. Lineage: Eukaryota; Viridiplantae; Streptophyta; Magnoliopsida; Sapindales; Anacardiaceae.